AUGUCUCGAGAGGCUAUUCCAGACCCACUCUACCCGCAGCAAGCUCGAGACACGCCGCAGAAACGCAAGUUUCGCCAUCAGGUGUCGACUCAAGUGGUCGGUCAAUAG
Molecule: messenger RNA, 108 nt
Organism: Phytophthora nicotianae INRA-310
Lineage: Eukaryota; Oomycota; Peronosporomycetes; Peronosporales; Peronosporaceae
Exons: 1
Coding region: 1-108 (35 amino acids)
Source: RefSeq, a predicted model, not a curated record